Molecule: messenger RNA, 684 nt
Organism: Dufourea novaeangliae
Lineage: Eukaryota; Metazoa; Arthropoda; Insecta; Hymenoptera; Halictidae
Exons: 6
Coding region: 36-608 (190 amino acids)
Molecular function (GO): acetylcholine receptor regulator activity
Source: RefSeq, a predicted model, not a curated record
GGAACAGCGUUUGGGAUAUUCCAAAGAUGUGAGGAAUGAUCACGUGGGUGAUGGUCGGGCUGCUCCUGGCUGCGGAAACUUGUGGCAGAAACGUUCUAUCCGGGAACGGUAACGGGAAGGAGGAGACGGACCAGAAGGACGGUCUGAAAGGAGUCACCGCUGCCACCGACGAGGAGGAGGUCUACCGUCUAACGUGCUACACUUGCGUCAACGUCAGCGAUAACCAGAUGUGCAACGAAUGGGCCAUAGACACGCCGUGUCCGGCGGCCGGCCGGGACUUCUGCAGAUCGCUGCACAUUUUGGACAGCAAAGGAAACAGCGUCUUGGUGAGCAAGAGCUGCGCGAGCAACGAUGAAUGCGGUCCAGCCUCGGUCGGUUGCAUCCCGGUGGACACGCAGCAGAUCUGCAUCAGCUGCUGCGACCUGAGCUACUGCAACAUCGAGUCGCCGACGAACGCGACGAACGCGAUAUUCUCGCGUAAACGUCGCGCCAAGUCGAAGUCGAAGCGCAAACGACCAGGUAGAAACGGGGUCGAGGGCAGCUCCCGAUCGUACGGGACCGGCGCCCUGUGGAUCCUUGCCUCACUGUUCUAUGCAUAUCAUUGCUGAGGAAGCAGCAACGCGGAAGCACCCGGCAGCACAGAAGACGCCAGACAGCAGCAUCCGGGAUUUCGUUCUCCAGAGA